CUUUUUCAUUGAGGAAAAAUAGAGUAUUAUCCUUCUGUCGUUGCUAAUUUGUCUUUAUAAAAAUCAUAAUGUAUAAAGUAAAUAAUCUGUUUAUGUUUAAACUUUGAAUUAACGUAAUCCAGUUCUCAAAAUGUUACUUAUACAAUUUAUUUUAUACUUACUUAUUAUUACAAAGCAACGACCUCUUUGGCAGAUGUUAUUGUUUUUCUAAUUUUUGAAGUAGUUCAUGGUUUUUUAAGGGAUAUUAAUUAUGAGUUAUCCUUUAAAAUGUACCAAACUAGGAGUGCAUAUAUUGAUGAACUUAAUAAUUUUUUAAAUGUCUCUAAAAACAGUUUAAAUAAUGUACUUAACACAAUAAAUUGGACUAAACAAUCUCUCCUGUCUGUUAAGGAAGUUGGAUCUUUUCAGAAUCCAGUGCAAGAUGUGCCAGUUGCUGAUCAUAAUAUCUCACAUACAAUAGAUGGAACUCUUGAAGGCCUUAACAAUGAGUCAGGUGGAGACGAUCAUCUCUACAAUGAUAUAGUGGCAUCUCUAUUAGUCAAUGAUCAACCAAUAAAAACUGACAAGAAGGAUGUUAAAACUGAAGACAAAGCAGCAGCAUUGAUUCAGCUGUUGAAAAUGGAAAGAGAUGCGAAAAGAAGAAGGAUCAGCUAUAAAAACAAAGUGCACACUAAGAAUAAAUCUCACACUGAGGUGCUGAGAGAAGUUUUAGAAGAGCAGAUGUUAACCAUAACAGGAGUGAACGGAGAUGACUCAGCAGUAUCUGCCAAUGAUAGACUUCAACCAUCUCUGAGUCAGGCUCAGGAACUAAUUGCAAUACAACCACCUCAAGGUAACCCUCAUCUGGCUUGGUUGAAUAUUCUGGAAAAAACAGAGGGUGAUAAAAAACAAUCCGAUCACCAGGCUAGAGCACAGAGGUCUGGGUAUAACAGUCAUAAAAGACAUUCUCCUGAUCGAAAAGAAAGCUCUAGAUAUGAAGAAGAAAAAGAAAGGAAAAAGCACAAGAAAGAUAGGAGAAGAAAAGAGGAAGACAAGGUUAAGUAUCGGGAAAGAGAAAAGAAGAAUGAUUUGGAUAGAAACUCUUCUCCCAACUAUGAAGACAGGCAUUAUAAGAAGAAAAAGAGAAGUCGAUCACACAGCUCUGAUGUAUCUAAUCAUCACAGACACAAGUCAAAACAUAAAAAGAAAAAGCAUUAAAUUUUAAAUUAUUACUCUUGUAUAGAUGUAAAUAAAUUUUUAUUUCUAACAUUAAUGGAAGAGUUUCAUUCAGAGAUUGGCUAUAAAAAUUUCCAUCAAUGCAAACAAAUUUCGUAUUUGUUACAUUUAACUUAUAGUUAACGUUUUGGGUUCCAUUUUCUCAUAAUAAGAACUAUACUUGCAAUUCACUUAUAUAAAUUUUCAUGUGUGCUCUUUCCUCUUAUUUUAUACUUUCCAUCAAAGGUAUUAUCCAUAGCCACCACAUCACCUGAUUAACAACUGGACAUCUUAUAGAUAGU
Messenger RNA from Nezara viridula (southern green stink bug), 1496 nucleotides. NCBI's taxonomy places the organism in Eukaryota, Metazoa, Arthropoda, Insecta, Hemiptera, Pentatomidae. The record is from the annotation of a GenBank genome assembly.